AUGCUAUUUCCUACCCCCGCCAAUGAAAGCAGUUCCUUCGACGAAUUCUUCAACGAGGACAUGUACAGGCUUGACGUCAGCGACGAAGAGAACAAAGAGCACUAUGCAGACUUUGAAGACAUGUUUAGCAACGACGCGCUGUCAAAAGAUCAAUACCGAUUUCCCUCAUUCGAGGCACCGGCGAAAAGCGAAUAUUCACCUCCUCAACCAUGGCGGCAAGGCGUCUGGUGCCUUAAGCAACGACAACCGGCCUCACGGCUUGUUGUGGAAAAGACGCGGAGGGCUGAGACAAAGCGGCCAGGAGCCAUUCAAACAAUGAACUCGGUCACUCACCAUACCGACGCCACACACGAGCCACCGCGGUCGGUUGAGAUCGGCUCUCCCAGUCGAACAAAGCGAUUUGCAACCUCCCCAGCUGCCAGAUUGUAUGAUCCAGCUUCCGUCCGACCCCCAAUUUCUCGUGAAGUCACCCUCUCACCAACCCCGAUGUAUUCUCAGCUCCCGGACUUGCCCCAAUCUGGCCAUGCAGACAUCAGUGGUUGGCAGCAGGAUUUCCAGAACUUCCACCUGCGCAUGCCGUAUGAGUCUCGGUUGCAGCCUGCCUCCGGGGCAAUGUCUCCGGUUUCGAAUCCUUCAGAGUCGUUCAGGGCCCUCAACGCUGGGAUUGCGGCCCAAAAUCAAGGAGUCUGUAUCCCAGGCUCUAGGUACCAAGGUCACCACGCCCACGCGGGAUCCUCGGCCGUCACCGAGCCUUUGUCGGCCGACCAGGAUGGGAGCGGAUAUCAGAAGUCUCGGUCUGGUCAUAGUCAAGAGUCGUUCAUGUCCCGCCACAUACCUGGCAGCCACGGACCAAAACCCGCGCAUUCACCGAUCAGUGGCAGUUUCCCUUCGUCAAGUAGCUCAACACAUUCGCGUGAGACACAAACUCAUAUCUCGAGCACGAAUCCCAGCAUGUACUCGCAAGCCAUGUUUUCACCGCCCUCAAUGAAUUCCCAUCCACCUCUUCCGACGCUGGAACCCGAAGAGACAUAUCCCGCAUUGGCAGCGCCGACGCCACAGCGUGCGGCUCAUCACAUUCUGCAGCAGGAUACCGAACAUGCAUUCACCGGGCUGGGCAUUCAUUACCCAGAACUAGACCAGAUGAACCAAGCAGUGUUUUACGAGCCGCAGGACUACCUCCACGAGACCCAGGCUUCGGUCGGCGUUGCCGUGCCAUAUCCGGCAACGACAAUGCCCGCGCCGGUCACGAUGACUUCGUGGCAUCCGCUCCCGCCUCCGCCGUCGUAUGUCUUCCCCGAGAGUUCGCCGUUUACAACGCCACGGAAGCAACGUCGUUCACCGUCUCGAUCACCCUCGCCUUCCAUAUCACCAACGAACAUCAGUCCCCGCCGUAAUCCGCACCGGUCGCCCACCAGGAAUGUGACAGAGUACAGCCAUAGCCGACGCAAGUCGAUCCAUAAAUCUGGUCCGAUCAGGGAUGUGGGAUCACUAGAGCCCCUGCCCGUGCCGCGGACAAGAUCGGCCUCGCGUCCUCCCCGUACGCUCAAGACGCCCAAGACUCCGACGGGGGGUGCAACUGUAAUUGACUUUGUGAAUUUUACCCCCAAGGACUCAGCCAAGUUGCUCGGCGAUGUGGCGCCGAGCGGAAGUUCCAAGACAAGAGCUCGACGGGAGAUGGAAGCGAGGGAGAAGAGGAAGAAGCUGGGGGAAGCAGCAUUGAAGGCCGUGAAAGUGGCUGGAGGGGAUGUGGCGGCAUUCGAGAAGGCCAUCUUUACAUAG
This is a messenger RNA of Capronia epimyces CBS 606.96, 1779 nucleotides long. RefSeq lists its product as uncharacterized. The transcript has a single exon. The record is from RefSeq and is a predicted model, not a curated record. Bases 1 to 1779 code for a protein of 592 amino acids. NCBI's taxonomy places the organism in Eukaryota, Fungi, Ascomycota, Eurotiomycetes, Chaetothyriales, Herpotrichiellaceae.